Messenger RNA from Trichophyton rubrum CBS 118892, 420 nucleotides. RefSeq lists its product as uncharacterized. The transcript has 2 exons. Bases 1 to 420 code for a protein of 139 amino acids. The record is from RefSeq and is a predicted model, not a curated record. Lineage: Eukaryota; Fungi; Ascomycota; Eurotiomycetes; Onygenales; Arthrodermataceae.
AUGGGUGUAUUCCCGUCAGCCGCCCAACACGAUGUGCAAGACGUGUCUGAGAAACAGGUCCGGUGGAUGCCAGAUGUUGGUGUCUUAAUUGGACAGCCUCCUUUGAGAAAGCGAGCGAUCUCCAUGUGCGAAGUUGGUAUCCUCAAACCAAAGGCCGUGAUAUUCAGCCUCCGAUCGUAUUCUUGGAGUAGCAUAGAAAACCAGCCCGGUGACAGUUCCACUUCUACCCCUUGCAGCAUGAGGCGACAUGACAAGGCCAAACUCGGUCUCACUGAAAAGCGGAGGACGGGUGGCAAACCUAGUUCCAGGAGUCCUGGUAAGAGCAAGUACUUUGUUGUUUACGCUGCCGCCAACAACAUGUAUCUCCAGAGAAUACAGAGUACAACGGUUGAUUCUCUGUCAAUGGGAUGGCCAUCUUGA